Notodromas monacha is the source of this 744-nucleotide messenger RNA. The record is from the annotation of a GenBank genome assembly. NCBI's taxonomy places the organism in Eukaryota, Metazoa, Arthropoda, Ostracoda, Podocopida, Cyprididae.
CCAUUCGGGGUUGACGUUCGUCAGCUUAUCGAGACCAUCUGCUGUCGGAAAAACGCCGCUGUGGAAAACCUCAAGACAUAUUAUCGCCAGCUUUACCACGUUGACUUGGAGGAAGAUCUACGAAAUUCACUGAUUUGCGAUGCGAAGAACCUCGUAUUUUCGAUCGCUUUUGGAAUUCGCGAGGAGACUGCUCACGUUGACAGCGGUAGAGUCUUGCAGGACGCGAGAGCUAUGAAUGCUGUUGGUGUUGGAAGGUUCAGCUCUUUGCAAGAAUUCGGGUUCAUCGAAAUCUUGAGGAGGCGGUCGUUUCCUCACAUGAAAGAGCUCUUCCAAUACUAUCAGAGGUUGACAAAUCAAUCGAUCGAAGAUGCGAUCAAGAGCGAGUGUUCAGGCCAGUACGAAGCCUUUCUGCUUACCACUGUCGCCAUGAUUCGCGACAAAGCGUCGCACUUCGCCGAACGCCUGCACGAUGCCCUGCGAGUCGCCAUGAUUCGCGACGAAGCGUCGCACUUCGCCGAACGCCUGCACGAUGCCCUGCGAGGUCUCAUCACGGAUGAUUCCACGAUUACCAGGAUCGUGGUUUCUCGUAAUGAAUCACCAACGAUAGUGCAAUCGCAGAUCGAUUUGGACGACGUCAAGAGACGCUACAGGAACAAGUUCAAUGCCAUCUUGGAGGAGAAGGUUGGAAGAGAACUGUACGGGGAAUAUAAGCGGGCUGUGGUUCGCAUUCUUGAUAACAAUUGA